GCUGUCGUAAUUCCAAAAUAUUUGGCAUUUUCCAAAUAGCUGUUGGUCGUUUUGUAAUUGUAUUCGUAUUUUAGGAAUUAUUUACUCAGAAGUUGGCUUUGGAACAUCAUUUGCCUUUCUUCAAUGGAGGAUCGUUGAUCAAGUUUUUCAACAUUUGUGAUGGGCUGAAGUAGCUCUUAACAAAGAUUCUAUAUUAUACUAAUCUCAAGUCCUUGCCUGAUUCUCGUUUUUGUUCAUUUGAACGGAGGGGAUUCACGUCAGAAUCAACUUUGUAAUUGACAAAUUGUUGAAGUUUUGGAGAUAAUGCUUGGAGUGAUGAUGAAUCAAAACAGAAUGAAGGUUCUUCCAGAUAACUGUGCUGCUGAAAUUAUGAUGCUGACAAAGGAAUACCAUGGAAUGAGAGAGAAGUUACCCAAAGCUUGGCACUUAUUUCCAGGACUGGAUGAUCAAGAGUGCAUGAUAUUGAUCUUGCUGUGAGCAGCUUGCCACCUGUUUGGAGCAUAUAAAAAUGAGUUUCUGCUGAAACUUCAUACUGCAGCGUUUAAAUUUUCUAAGCAAAGAAAAAUUUUGGAAGAUGGUUCAGUCAGGUAUAUCCUGACAUCAUCUCCUCAAAUCCAUUAUCUAGUGAAGAUUGUGGAGAUUGUGUGUCAGCAGAGCUUCCUGCAGUUUAUGGAACGGUAGAUAUUUGAAAGCCAAUCCAUUCAUUUUCAGUGAAGUUAACCACCCAGAUGAUUUAACUUACCUUCAAUCAACCAGAUUGGGUGAAAAUACUGUUUGUUCCUCAGUGGCUUUGGUUUCUAUCCAGCCUGAUAAUGUAUACAACUUUUUGUAAAAUGGAAAAGUGGAGCUUUUCUAGGAAAGGAAAUCCUUGAUACUAAUUAUAAAUGAAAGAAGGUUCUUGCU
Messenger RNA from Rubroshorea leprosula, 903 nucleotides. The record is from the annotation of a GenBank genome assembly. Lineage: Eukaryota; Viridiplantae; Streptophyta; Magnoliopsida; Malvales; Dipterocarpaceae.